AUGGAGUCAAUAUAUGAUGAGAUAGAAAUUGAAGACUUUACCUUCGACCCUACCACUCAACUUUUCCAAUAUCCAUGUCCAUGUGGAGAUAGAUUUGCCAUUGGAAUUGAUGAUUUACAAGAUGGUGAUGAUAUAGCUGUUUGUCCAUCUUGUUCAUUGAUGGUUCGUGUUGUAUUUGAUCCUGAAGAUUUGAAAGAGUAUUAUGAUCAAUUAGAUUAA
[Candida] anglica is the source of this 219-nucleotide messenger RNA. The record is from the annotation of a GenBank genome assembly. Lineage: Eukaryota; Fungi; Ascomycota; Pichiomycetes; Serinales; Debaryomycetaceae.